Molecule: messenger RNA, 1324 nt
Organism: Eurytemora carolleeae
Lineage: Eukaryota; Metazoa; Arthropoda; Copepoda; Calanoida; Temoridae
Product: zinc finger protein 600
Exons: 4
Coding region: 24-1160 (378 amino acids)
Biological process (GO): regulation of DNA-templated transcription
Molecular function (GO): DNA-binding transcription factor activity, RNA polymerase II-specific; RNA polymerase II cis-regulatory region sequence-specific DNA binding
Source: RefSeq, a predicted model, not a curated record
UUUCAUCAUUUUCCUAAUUUCAGAUGGAAAAAAUGUUUGUAGUUUAUCUGCGGGUAUUGAACCUGGAAAAUAAAAUGGAAGAAUUCCAACUCAUCCUUCCAAUUCAAGAUCAAAUAUUUACCGACAUCAACAAAUUGAUUUUAAAAGUGUUAACACCAGACAUUAUAAAUCAGUCUGAGGCUAUUAGUAUAAAUUCCAUCAUAGAUGGACAAGAUACUCAAACUGAAGAAUUAAUUUUAAAUUUUACAAAUUUCCAUGAUGAAAGUUGCAAUGAUGCAACGCUCUUAAACACAGAAAGCAUUUUUCUAACGACUGAUAUAAGCGAACCUCUAGAAAAUAGUGAUCAGAUCAAAGACAUUAACUUAGAAAAUAAAACUAAUAAAGAAAAUAUUUUAGUUAAAAGUUCUUUAUUUGCGACGGAGAAAUUAAAACUUGAAUGUUCUCACCAAGAUUGUAAAACUGAGUUCAGAACUAAUAAAGCACUGAAGCUUCACCAGAAGACAGAGCAUGAGCAGUUUUUCUGUAGCAUCUGCUUAGUCCUUUUCAACUCCACUUCAGCACGUUCAUCUCACGUGUGUAAGAAUGAAUGUGACAUCUGCCGACGUACAUUUACAAGUUUAGAAUGUCUAAAGAGACACAAAGCAAUUCAUGACGAUAUAAAACCAUUUACAUGUGAUCAGUGUGGCAAUUCGUUUCGACAGCAGUCAAUCUUGGCAAGACACUUACUGACACACAGUAAAGUGAAUACAGUUGUUUGUGAUAUUUGUCAAAAAGGGUUUCGUCACAAGCAUUAUUUACAUAAACAUAAACUAGUUCACACGGGAGAGAAGCCGCAUAAAUGUGAUACUUGCGGUAAAGGAUUCACUCAGCGCUCUAACCUGGCAAAACACAUCAAGCAAAACCAUUCUUCUUCAAAAGAAUUCAGUUGUUCUUUUUGUGACAAAACUUUCGUCGGGGUUUAUUAUCUCAACAGACAUCUUCUCACGCAUAAAAAUAAGGGCCGAGAAUGGGAAGUAGAACUUUUGUUACCUGAGCCUAUAGAGAGUUCAGAAAGCUGUUUAAAUAUCAGAACCAUUGGAUGUCCUGAGUGUAGUGUUACUGUAAAGAAUGUGGAUAAUUUACAUCGGCAUAUGCUAGAGUAUCACAGCAUUUUAGUUUAAAUCCCUAUUUUGUUCUUCUACACAAAGUAAUUUCUAAUUUCUGUUGAUUGUUUUCUACUGAUAAAAACUAAAUGGAGCGAGGAACAUUAAAUUCAAUGGGCAUUCCGAGUUUACGACUGCUAAUAACAUAUCAAAGAAUGAAUAAAAAAAAAUCGUCUAAAGUA